This is a messenger RNA of Seriola dumerili (greater amberjack), 3427 nucleotides long. RefSeq names its product zinc finger DBF-type containing 2 (gene zdbf2). Gene Ontology annotation, biological process: genomic imprinting; epigenetic programming of gene expression. Lineage: Eukaryota; Metazoa; Chordata; Actinopteri; Carangiformes; Carangidae. The record is from RefSeq and is a predicted model, not a curated record. Gene Ontology annotation, molecular function: zinc ion binding; nucleic acid binding. The transcript is spliced from 9 exons. Bases 208 to 2754 code for a protein of 848 amino acids.
CCGGAAACUAAACAGAGCGGCGGAGCAGCGCGCGGCGGAAGAAGCAUUUAAUCUGUGAAAGUAAACAACAACAUAUAAACAGCUGCAGGCUCAUGGACUCUACACCUGAAACUCUCACAUGGUUAUGGUUGGUUACAGCAUGGAGUGCACUGAUUGGACAGAUACUUCACUGAUUGCAUCGCCUCCAGGUCUCCAAUCAGCAGCAGGAUGUCAGACUCCUCUGAUGAAGCAGACGACAAUGGCAAGACAGGGUCUACCAGCAGGAUGUGGACAGAGUCUCAGGCAGGUCCAUCCAGGUGUCAGCCCAGCAGACAGGGUUACUGUGGGUACUGCAGAGUCCUGUACAGCAACCUGGACCAGCACCUGUCCAGUGUCAGACACCUGGACUCAGUCCGGGCGUCCUCCAGAGGCUCCAGCACUGUCUCCUCCGCCAGCAGUAGCCGGACCAGACUGACCCUGCUGGAACGUUUCCUGCAAGAUGUCCUGCAGCACCACCCCCACCACUACAGUGACCCCAGGCCAUCACAUGGCGACCUCCCAUCAGUCUCCGCCCCUCCGAUGCCAAGGGCGGAGCUUGAUGAACUACGAUUCUCUGACAAUGACAGUCGGUCACUUGGUACGAGAGAACACUUGCCCAGCUCUGACCAAUCAGCCAAUCAGCAGGAAGAUGAUGGUAUCCACAGCCAAUCAGGAGAGGGAGUCACAGAGGGGGACGUUCAUGAUAGGCUGUCUGCACCAGUCAGAGAACAGAAGGCCAUAGGGACCGCCCCCACAGGGCCCACACAAUCACCACAUGACCAAGUCCCACCCCUUCAACUACAAACACUGCCCCCACACUCUCAUGCUCCACCCUCUGUUCACAGAAAAGCACACAGGAAGACCAACAGGAGAAAAACCAGUGAGUCCUCAUCCUCUUCACCUCCCCCCAGGGGCCCAGACCCCAGAUCCCCCCACAAAGAUCUGAGCCCAGGUCAGGGAACCAGGACCACACUGGGGCCCUGGAUCAGCUGGCAGAAGGACAGAAGAGAGGCGUUCUCCUCAGACCACAGCGACCCUCUGGAUCAGACCAUUGAGGAGGUGAUCCAGAUGUUCUGUUAUGGCGUCACUUCCACUCCCUGCCAGCAGGAGGAGACUGAGAGCUUCCACUUCAGCCUUCCUGUCACCGUGGAAACACAGAGUGAUGACUGGGACUCACCUGUGCAGGUACCUGUCAGACAGAUGGAGGAGGUCAGUGUGUAUAAUCUGUACUAUAGCUAUAACUUUUCUCUGCAGGUGGUUUUACAGCGAGCUCAAACACUCAGUGACACACCUGUCCAGGUGGGUCAGGCAGAGGGGCAGGACCUGGGCCAUCUGAUGGAUGUUCAGGUGGACCUGGAGGACCAGGUGUACUCGUACCAGCUUGACUCUGCCCUCCGCAGUGAGCUUAAAGCAGGGAGCGGGGCCAGGCAGGACCAGGGUUUCUGGACUCUGCCCAUAGAGGAGGUCCUACCAGCUCCUGCGCAUAUCCCAGAAUCCUUCAGGGGGAAGACUUGGGCUCAGAUCGAACAGGAGGACGAGGAGAAGGUCGACAAACUGGUCCGACAGUUCAGAUGUGGGAGGUUUGUCUGUUACUUCGACAGCGAGUCUCUGGCCAGGUAUGGGAGGAGGAGCCAAAACAAAAAGGGGCAUGGUGACAACAACGAAGUAGAGCCAAAUACUAGUGUCCUGCCCUUAUUGGACUGUGAUGACGAUGACUCUGUGUAUGAGAAGAGGAGAAGGAGGCGGGGCUUCAGGGUGGCGUCCAGGUGUCAGGUGAGUCAGACAGAGUUCUCAGUUCUUGUUUCAAUUGGAAGACAAAUGUCUCACCUGUUUUUAUUUUGUCAGGUGGUUAAAGUCAGUCACAGCACUCAGACCAUUCGAUUGGUCAUCCCAGCAGUCCGUCAAGCAGCUCCUGAGACCCCGCCCACCAGCAUCCCUGCAGCCAAUCAAAAUGUAGCAGAGAGAACACCUGAGGUGCAGACUUGGCGCUUUCUUCCUCAGUCGUACUCCAACAUCAUCACACCUGUGCAGCCUCGCACUUCUUUGGUCUACCUGCUCUGCUCCCCCUCAGGCCCCGCCCCCUCCUGCACACUAGCACUAGGCUCCGCCCCCAAACGUUCCAGGAAGAAGAGGCGUCCACUGGACUUGCAGGGGCUAAAGGUCAAAUACAAACGACUUCCUGUCAGGUUUUAUGACCCCGGCACCAACCGUAUCCUGAAGAACCCCCCCAAAGGCUUCCUGAGGGGCCGAGGCCCCACCCCCUCAGGCCCGCCACCGCCCUGUGUCCGUCAGCUGUUUCGAAGUCUGAGUCCCGACCUGAACAGCGACAGAACACCAGGGGAGGGGGCCGCAGGGCCGUCCAGAAUCAAAGGUCAUACCUCAGCAGACCCCCCCUUCAGCCACGCCAGCAGCUUCCUCCUGAGCACACUCAGUAGGGACUCAGAACAGACUGAUAAACAGGACACAGUCAGGAGGAGGGUUAGGACAUCUAAAGCCCCGCCCCCGCCCCCUCCACCUCACAGCAGGUCAGAGCGGGGGAGAGGGGGGAGGAAGGAGGGGACACGCCCCCCACCCUCCAAGAGAAGAAACAGGGCUCAAGCCACGCCCCCUCAGCCCAGGAGAGAAGGCCUACGACGCUCAGGGUCCGCCGUACUGACCCCGACCCCUCCUCACUCACCCUCAACCCGCCGGGGGAGGGCCCGGAGGGGGCGGGCCUGCGAGAGAGGGAGAAGGUAGCAGGAUACUUGUCCAUGAAGCAGGUUACACCUCAUUUCACCUUCCAGCCUCAUUUAUAAAAUCAAAGAUUCAUUGGUUGUGUAUCAAUCAGAGUUUUCCAUGAUUUGUAAAAAUGGUUUGGACCAUUAAAAGUGAUUGAUGUGAUUGAUCAGUAAUAUGUAUCAGUUUAUAAAUGAGGCUGAUGAAAUCAUCUGAUCGAUCAUUUUACAUUUGUGUGAUGACACGGUGACAAGUGUCGUUUAAACUUUAAUUACUAAAUCAUUUUAAUUAAGUCUUUAAUUAUGAAAAACAUUGAUUUAAAAUGUUUGUGUCAUAAUGAUAAUUGAUUGAUAAUAAGAUAUUCCUUUCAUCAUGACAAUAGAAAAAACAUUGAUUAUGAUUUACAUCAAAUAUAAAAAAUAUCAAUAAAUCAGAUUUAGAAUUUAAUUCUUGUCAUGAAAAUAAAAAUGAAAUUGAAUUAUUUUUAAAAACAACAUCAUGUUCACACAAAUUGAAAAUCAGACUUGAUCUUAUCAAAUGAUUUUGUGUGUUUGUGACAGUGAACACACCUGGAGGUGAUGUGUCAAGUGUGGUACCACCUACCAGGUGUUGAUGUCAUGUUUUUGUCUCAUGUCUGAACUUUUUUACCUUUAUUAAAUAUCACUUAGUUCAUGUUGAAUAAACAGAUUUUAUU